Molecule: messenger RNA, 849 nt
Organism: Truncatella angustata
Lineage: Eukaryota; Fungi; Ascomycota; Sordariomycetes; Amphisphaeriales; Sporocadaceae
Exons: 1
Coding region: 648-848 (66 amino acids)
Source: RefSeq, a predicted model, not a curated record
GUCCGUUUCUGUGCUGACGGCACCUUUGUCUGCUCAGUUCCAGGAGUUUUAGGCUUAGCGUGUGUCUUUAAAAGUAGGUAAUUCUAUAUGUUACCAUCUACACUUUCUAGCAUGUCCAUAAAGUGCAUACUGCCUACCAGAAGCGCCUGGGCUUUUUGUUACUGUUUCAAUGUAGCCCCGAGGACCCUAAAACCAUAUGGGAGUAGAAACUACUGGAUCUGAACACGUUAGUGAAGAAACUGGCGGCAAAUAUCAAUUGGGACAUGCUGGUUGAAGCAUUCUUUGCGGUUAUGUUGAGUUUGCAGGGAUAGAGAAAGAAAGAUGCUUAGCUUUGAUACAUGAAACCGAGAGAACGAGACUGAAUUCACUAUAACUUCCCAGCUUACAUAUACCAAGCUCCAGUGUUGAAGGUCAUCCUUGCGUCACUUGCAGACUCGCUUUGCUUGGGAACAGAUUCUUGAGAAGCCGCCCGCUCCUUGAUUAUACAGAUUACAACUUUCAUCACAGAUAUAACAGUACCCGUUCAGGUGCUGCUAGUAGGCACGAACAGGUUGAGAAAAGGAGGUACAGCACCUCUAUUCUACAUCCGGUCGUUCGAGACCGCACAGAAUUGUAGCACGGCCAAUCGUUCGAAAUCUCAUGGCAACAUGAGAUCCGAGCCAGAUGCUACGUCAAGCCCCCGGCGUAGUGUGGUGAAUGAAUCAAGUAAUUUGUCCAGCGGCCCGAAGAUAGUCUCCACUGCAAACCCAGACGCCCGGUUCCUUGCGCGCUGCGUCCAGAGUUUCGGGCCUCCUCGCUUAGAAACAUCAGCUCACUUUUCUUCAACAAUUCCCAAUACCUCAUUUUAAC